UUUGUAUGCAGAACAGCAGCGGGAGGGACGGCCACGCUGUCACUCUCGCUCUCUCUCUCUUUCUCCCUCUCUGUCGCUCGCUCUGUCCAGAGAGCGUACGGGAUUAAGACUUGCCGAGGGAGAUGGCAAAGGGAAGUCCAGUCAAAUCCCAGAUCCUCCACUGUGUCCCAUGCGCUGGGUUAGCCAUGCGCACGUGAGCCAGCGCCCCGUUCCCAUGCCCGCCGCUAUGCUCCCACGCCCCGUGCCGGUGGGGUCCGACUGGAGCUUCCAGAACCCGGUGGGAGUGGACUGCAGUUCCCCCGAGCCUCGCUGCAUCUGGGUGGCGGUGCUUCGCGGCGGCGCCGGGCCGCCGCCGAUCGUGCCCGUCGGAUGUCACCACGUUUCCCGUCAGUUGAGGGCGAAAGGGCGGAGGGAUGCUCUCUCGUCGCCCGCCGCCGCCAACAACCCCCGGCCGCCCGUGGCGACCCGGCCGGGCGUGGCGUGGAAGGGCCCCCGCACGCUGGUCCUCCGCAAGAACUCGCAGGGCUUUGGCUUCACCCUGCGCCACUUCAUCGUUUACCCGCCGGAGUCCACCCUGCACACCGACCUCAAGGAUGAGGAGAAUGGCAACGGCAACGGCAACGGCGCAGGUUACCAGAAAGGACGACUGGAGCCGAUGGACACCAUUUUUGUGAAGAAUGUGCGGGAGAAAGGUCCCGCCCAUCAAGCGGGCCUGUGUACCGGUGAUCGUCUGGUGAAGGUGAACGGCGAAAGCGUGCUGGGAAAGACGUACUCCCAGGUGAUCGCCCUCAUCCAGAACAGUGAAAGUGUGCUGGAGCUGUCUAUUAUGCCAAAGGAUGAAGACGUGCUUCAGUUGGCGUACUCGCAAGAUGCCUACCUGACUGGCAACGAGCCUUUCUCGGGGGGAGCUGAGAACCUGCCGCCGCCGCCGCCGCCCCUCUGCUACCCUCGCGCCAUGUCGCCCGCAGGCGCUCCCCCGCCUGCCCCCGUGGGCCACAAUCAGCUGGAUAAUUGGAGUCGCUGGCCCGGUUCCCCCGGUCCCUCCUCGCCCUUGGACAACCGCACGGCAGCCGCUUGGCAAGACGGCCGCUCGGUGGAGCCCGGCGGCGCGGCGGCGGCUCGCAGUAGUCCGGCCCGCCGCCGCGCCGACGACGACGUCCAGUACGGCAUGAGCGGGCAGCAGCCUCAGGGGCAAAGCAGGGGGCGCUCUCACUCGUCUUCAUCCUCCUCGGGGGGACCUUUAUCCAGCCCCUUGCAGGUCCACUACCCCGAUCGCCAGCACGGCGCGCGCGAUUCCCAUCCGGGUCACGACCAAAGCCAGCGUUGCCAGCGAGCGCUGUCAGAGUGGUACCGCAACCAAGUGCCGGAAGGCUCCGGACGCAGCGUGCGGGCGCGCCAACGGAGCUACUCCCAGGACCGGCUGAGUGAGUCCGGGAGGCCUCCGCGGCGGGCGGGCGGAGGCUGGCCGCACAGCGCCUCCCAGGACACUCUGCUGUUAGCGCAGCCGUCGGGACGCUGUGAGGAGUGGGCCCCCGACUACACGAGGACUCGCUCAGAAAACCUCCUGGUGCAGUUCCAUAGCCACGGACGUUCGCUGGAGAUGUUGGACCGAGCCUCGGCCGGCGCGCAGGUCUCGUCUCGGUGGAACCGAGCGCCCAAGCCGCCCCCCAGGACCGAUGUCCACCAGAGGCACAGCGGUCCGUACCCGGCGCCGCAAGCCCCCCCCGUGGCCCGACACUCGCACUCCAAGCAGAGCCAUUGCCCGGGCCAAGGCCAGCAGGCGCCGGCGGUCCCCAAGAGCAGCAGGCGGCUUCCUCCGGUCCAAAGCGCCGACGAGCAGCCGCUGGGCUACCGCAGCUACAGCCCUUCCUUCUAUCGUAAGACGGGCCGCAUCAUGCAGCAGGCCCACUCUUUCAGGGACCCCUCGUACUCUGGCCCCCACUUGAACUGGAACAGCAGCCCGCCCGAGGGCGCGGCGCCGGCCGGGCCCGAGGGCGCCGCCCCUUUGGCUUCCGCCUCGCCCCAAUCCCAGGAGAGAGCCUACAGACCCACCAACCACGAGCGGGGGUCGGCUGAGGUGGCGGGGCAGAGCCAGGAGGUGGUGAUGCGGCAGAAGCCCCCCAGCGGACGGAGGAACGCCAUGCGGCACCCCCACUACGCGCUGGCCAUGGACGGCCUGGAGCCCUCCUUGUUCUCGCCGGAAGCCCCGGCGGACUCGGCGGCCACCUCCAGCUCUUCGGGAGACACGGCCGUGGUGCCGUUCAAGGCCAACGGCAAGCUGAUCUCCCCGGAGGACGAUUCGCUGGCGUCCAUCCCCUUCAUCGACGAGCCCACCAGCCCGAGCGCCGACUUGCGCGCCCGCCACGUUCCGGCGUCCUCGGUGGUCUCCAGCGGUGGCACGAGUUGGGCCUCGGCCGCCGGUCCCGCUUCCCCCACCUUCACCUUCCCCGCCGCUCGGCUCAGCGCUAUUAAAUCGGGUCGCCGUUCCUCCUAUCUUCUAGCCAUCACCGCAGAGCGCUCCAAAUCCUGCGACGAAGGACUCAACGUUUUCCGGGACGACGGCCGUGUCUUCUCGAGGCUACCAAAGAGAGUCAAGAGCUUCUUCACUGAUGGGUCUUUGGACAACCUGGGCACAGCAGAGGAGGUGCGCUCCAAGCGGCACUCCACCUCCGAGUUGGGGAACAUCACGUACAGCGACAUGCGGCGGCGGCGGGAAGGCUGGCUGCACUUUAAGCAGAUCCUCACGGAAAAGGGCAAGAAGGUGGGCAGCGGCAUGCGCCCGUGGAAGCGCGUGUUCUGCGUGCUGCGCUCGCAGUUGCUCUUCCUGUACAAGGACAAGCGCGAGGCGGUGCUGCGCGGCGCCACGCUGGGCGCCGGCGCCGAGGACGAGCAGCCCAUCAACAUCCGCGGCUGCCUGGUGGACAUCGCUUACAGCGAGACCAAGCGCAAGCACGCCCUCAGGCUCACCACGCAGGACUUCUGCGAGUACCUGCUGCAGGCCGAGGACCGGGACCACAUGCUGGACUGGAUCCAGGUCAUCAGGGACAACGGCAAGACGGAGAGCGAGGAGCUGGGCCUUUCCAGGCAGGCGCUGAUCAAUAAGAAACUCAAUGACUACAGGAAGCAGAGCCCGACUGGCAGUAAGCCCGACUCUUCGCCCAGGAUGUCUCGCAUGAUGCCUCCCUUCCUGCUGGCCAAGACCGACAACGCUUUGGGGGCACCGCGCUCGCCCAGACCAGACGGCAAAGAUGAAAGCAGCCCUCCCAAAUCUCCUUGGGGAAUCAACAUCAUGAAGAAGAGCAAGAAAGCUGGACCCAAAGCCUUUGGCGUGAGGCUGGAGGACUGCCAGCCGGGGGUCAACAACAAGUUCAUCCCGCUGAUUGUGGAGAUCUGCUGCGGCCUGGUGGAGGACAUGGGUCUGGAGUACACGGGCAUCUACCGCGUGCCCGGUAACAACGCCAUGGUGUCGCUGCUCCAGGAGCAACUCAACAAGGGCGUCGACAUCAACCCCACAGAGGAGAAGUGGCAGGAUCUCAACGUGGUCAGCAGUUUACUGAAAUCUUUCUUCCGGAAGCUUCCGGAGCCGCUCUUCACCAACGACAAGUACAACGAUUUCAUCGACGCCAACAGAACGGAAGAGGCGUCGGAUAGGCUGAAGACCAUGAAGAAGCUGAUCCGAGACCUUCCGGACUAUUACUACCACACGCUCAAGUUCUUGGUGUGUCACUUGAAGACGGUGGCAGACCAUUCGGAUAAAAACAGGAUGGAGCCUCGGAACCUGGCUUUGGUGUUUGGGCCCACGCUGGUGCGCACGUCCGACGACAACAUGAAGGACAUGGUCACGCACAUGCCAGAUCGUUACAAGAUUGUGGAAACGCUCAUACAGCAUUAUCUCUGGUUUUUCAGCGAGGAGACGGACAAGGAGGAAAAGACGCCAGUGGACACUGAAGACGUGCAGCCCGCCCCUAACAUCGACCACCUGCUUUCCAAUAUUGGGCGGACGGCUUUGUUGGGCGACGCUUCAGACUCCACCAACAGUGACUCUGCCAAAUCCAAGGGGUCCUGGGGUUCCAAGAAAGACCUCACCGCCAAGGACUUCCUGACUCUGUCCAUCAUGUCGGCGGUGACGGGCCGCAAGCGCCGCAAGCGUCACAACGCCCGGCGGGUGGGCAGCAGCACCGACGACGACUCGGAGCACGAGCCCGUCAAGACGGAGGAAGAGGAGGAGGAGGAAGGGGAGAUGGAAGAGGCGGCAGGCGGCAGCGCUCCUCGUGCCGAGGGAGAGCAGGAGGAGAAAGAGGAAGUGAAAGAAGACCAAGAAGAGGAGGCGGUGGCGGAAAAAAGUGGCGAGGAGGCGGGAGGGAGGGCGGACGCCCGCUCCAUCGUGUCAGGCUACUCCACGUUGUCCACAUUGGGCCGCAGCCUGGGCGCGGACGACGCCGACGAUGAGCACAGCGAGCUGGUGAGCGAGACGGACAACGAGAGUGGCUUUGCCUCACGGGAGCGUCCCGCCAAGCCGCCGCCGCCGCCCCGCAAACCCUCAGCGGGCGUGACGCAGAGUGGCGGAGGUGGCGGAGGUGGCGGAGGUGGCGGAGGUGGCGGAGGCGGCGAUGGCGGCGGCGGCGAUGGCGGCGGCGAUGGCGGUGGCGGGGCUCGCUCCACCACACCGUCGUCCACGUCUUCGUCACACAGGCUGCACUCGCGGCCGUCCUUCAACUCGCAUAAGCUCAUCCAGUGCGACACCCUGGCACGCAAGAAGAUGAAGGCUCGCUCGCUCGACCUGCUGGAGAUCCCGGCCGCCACUCCCGAGGGAGACGCUACACCCAGGACGAGGAGCCACACGUCGUCGGGGCCCAGCCAGGAGAAUGUCCGCCCGUCCCGGGUCAGGCCGGCCGCCCCGCUGCCGCCGCCCCCCAGCGAGGCGACGUCCUUCACCCCCACCGCCUUGGUGCGCCAGGCACGCCUGAUGGGCUCGGCCGACGACCUGCGCAGCGCGGGCAUGCGCAAGCCGCUGUCGCCCGAGAGCCGCCGCAAGAGGCGCGCCUGGCGCCGACACACGGUGGUGGCGUCGCCCACCGAGGCGCCGAGCGACAAGCGGCCGCUGGCCGUCACGGAGUUCCCGCUCUCGCCCGUCGGCCCCAAAGGAGACGGCGGCGGCGCCCGGCCGGAGUCUUCUGGUUGCCAGACGUCCAGGUUCCACCAGUACCUGUGAGAAAAGACGCCUCCCGUGCCUGAAGAAUCAGAGACCCCAGUGACGACUGCAUCAAGUAAGACUCUUCCGUGUCCACAUGCCACCACUAACUGCUGAUGCGGUGCCACAUGCUCGUCGUCCACGACAAGCCGACAGGAUCCGAGUCGUGCCACCGUCACUCGGGACGAGAGGAGACGCGUUGUCAGAAAGCAGCCAGGUGACUCUCAGCCUAGCCUAUCGCAGGCCGGGUCGCUCGCUCGCCCCCUCCCUCCCCCCAGCUGCGGGUCAGCGCGCGCACUGGCUCGUUUCAUUGGUGUUGUUUUUUAACGUCAACCCAUUGCCAAAGCUUUCUGGUUUUGUUACUUCUUUUUGUAAAUGUGUGCUUUUCUGAGGUGGAGACACUCUGACCUACCUGAUCAGCGCCACUAUGACUGAGCAAAGGUUUUGGGCCGCCACCAGACUUGUUUAAAUAGCAGAUGUCCGUUGGGAGGGGAUGAAGGUAAAUGACCACCAGAGGCGCUAUAAACCGAAAGAAGUGUCCAUGCAAAAAAUGAACGUCGUGUUUAAUUGUUUAGUCAGUCGAGAUUGAAUAUUUAGAAAACAUUUUAUUGUAUCCGUCACAAAAUGACAAAAAUAACACGGCACCAGCAUGCAUAGAUGCCCCCCCUCCCAAAAAAAAACCAAGGUUCGCUAUAUACCUUUGCUUUUAAAGUCACUGUUCACUUGGACUUUAGUAAGGCAACAAAAAUAUGAUUUUCUUUUCUUUAAACAGGAACACAUCUAAUUGAUGAAAAGAUAACAAAAGUAAAUGACUAAUGAUGCAAUCCAUUAGCCCCUCAACGGGAACAUUGUUUUAAAUACACAAUGAGUAAGUGGCUUGUUUUCUGUUUAUUGUGACAGCCAACCUGAAGCGGCUGUGGCAUUAAACAGCUCGACGUUUUUUAUUAUUAUUAUAAAUGUGUUCAGUCUGGCAAAGCGACGCCGCUGACUGCGAGUUGACACGAGCUCUCUGCCACUGUACACCGAGCGCUCGUAGCUCGAGGCACCACUGGAUAUCUUGGAUUAUAAGUCGCUGUAAUGAUCUUCACAGUUUGAACGUGAACACUGCUGAAAAUAUGCAGAUACUAGUCAAUGCGCUCAGCUUUGAUGGUGGCCGGCCCAAGACUUUUGCUCCGAGUCCCCGUUGGUGCUUUUUCUUUCAUUGUUGUUGGGAGAGAGAAAAAAAUGUUUUGUUUUCCUUUCCUUCUGCUAUUAUAUUGUAAUAUUUGUAAAAAGCCUUAUUAAGUUGUACAUAUGAAAGUUUGGUUCUUAACCUUAAUAAUAAUAAUACUCCUUUUUUAACGGUUUACAAACAUUUCCUUCUCCGGACGCUACUUGAAACGUUCCCUUAAUAUAUUUAAAUAUACAGUAUUUUAUAUAGAUUUUGUAUUGUGACGUCACUGCUUACAAAGGCCUUUUUGUGUCAGGAUAGUCACAACUUUGCGUUCAAACAAGUGCCUCCUUUCUGGAAUGUUCUGUUGUGCCAUGCUGGCUUCUUAUCUCCUCCUUCUUCCCCAGCUCACCUCCAAAGAUGUGUACAAUGAUUUCAUAAGGGGGGGCGGGGAGAGAAAAGAAAAAGCACACUAUGCACUCUCCUGUGUGGUGUAAACUAAAAAGGUGUCGCUCAUGUUGUACAUAGUUCAUAUGUAACAUAUUGUCCCUCGUGUGUACAUUUUUGGAAUGGCUUAGGAGUAUAACUCUGCUUAGCUUAUUAUAUAUGAUGUAAAUAAAACACAAGUACGUUUAAAAA
Molecule: messenger RNA, 6980 nt
Organism: Syngnathus acus (greater pipefish)
Lineage: Eukaryota; Metazoa; Chordata; Actinopteri; Syngnathiformes; Syngnathidae
Product: rho GTPase-activating protein 23-like
Exons: 24
Coding region: 170-5212 (1680 amino acids)
Biological process (GO): signal transduction
Molecular function (GO): protein binding
Source: RefSeq, a predicted model, not a curated record